This is a messenger RNA of Trypanosoma brucei brucei TREU927, 1968 nucleotides long. RefSeq names its product intraflagellar transport protein component, putative. The coding region runs from base 1 to 1968 and encodes 655 amino acids. The transcript has a single exon. Gene Ontology annotation, biological process: intraciliary transport; cilium assembly. The record is from RefSeq and is a predicted model, not a curated record. Gene Ontology annotation, cellular component: cilium; intraciliary transport particle B; centriole. NCBI's taxonomy places the organism in Eukaryota, Euglenozoa, Kinetoplastea, Trypanosomatida, Trypanosomatidae.
AUGACGGAUGCCCCAAGGGUCACUAUUGCGGCCGAUGGCGAGGAAACGUCGAAUGGUCCAACGGCGGGUGCCGGGUUGAGGGAGCAUCCACCAAAGAUACUCUUCAACGUUUGCAGAAGGGAGUUAUUUCACCCAAACAAGGGGUACAAGCAGUUGACGCGGCGGCUCCGGCAGUUUUGUACGGUAGAUGUUAACAAGGAGGAUAUCAGCAUGGAUCGUCUCGCGCCGUAUGAUAUUGUUGUCUUCGGCUCACCCCAAGAGAGGUUGAGUACGGAGGAUCUUUCGGUUAUUCGGGAAUACGUUCAGCAGGGCGGUUCUGUUAUUAUGCUCUUCGGAGAUGGCCACGGGGGCCGCUACUCAUACCUCAACGGCACGUUGGAGGAGUGGACUGGUAUUACACUCAAUGAGGAUUGCGUGGUUCGUACGGUCAUGAACAAGUACCUUCACCCUAAGGAGGUUUGUGUUGUCAAUGGUAUAACAAACCGGGCUAUCAACAAAGCGGCAGGUAAAAAUGUUCCUGGAGUCACCGGCUACCAGGGCUACCGCACGGGUUUUGCCAUGGGCGGCACCGCCCCGUUUGGAAACCGCGGCGCCCCAACGACGCUCAACCGCACUGCUACGGCUGGUGCUCUCGGCAACGCGGCAACGACGGUCGCAGCAAUGGCUAUGCAGCAACAACUAGUGGACGAGGCUGCAGCGGAGGCUCCAACUAACUUAACUUUUGUCUACCCGCACGGUUUGAGUUUCAAUGUCAACCGUUCCGCAGUGCCAAUUCUUAGCAGUGGUUUCAUGGCGUACCCACUUAACCGUCCCAUUGCCGUUGUAUGGGAAAAUAGUGAUGAGGCGGAGCACAAUGGGCGAAGGAAGCGAGGCAAACUGCUCCUCGUUGGUACCGGUCUCCUUCUUGAGGACUCUUGGCUUGGAAAAGAAGAAAAUGAGCUGUUAUCUACUGUUCUCUUUGACUAUAUGAACCAUCAUAUUAAAUUAAACCAAAUCGAUGCUGAUGAGCCCGAUAUAACGGACUACCAUCACGUACCUGAUAUUGCAUCCCUUUCGGAGCGGCUGCGUGUUGCUGUCGAGCAGCAGGAGGAACUCCCACGUGAUUUCACUAAAUUAUUCCAAAUCGAGACAUUUAAACUUGAUACAGAUAUGAUUCCAGAGGUUGUUGAGGCGUAUGAGAAACUUAACGUGAAGCAGGAGCCUCUGACACUUAUCCCCCCGGAAUUCUUAACACCUUUGCCACCCGUCAAACCUGCUGUCUUUGAACCAACACAUCGCGACCCUAUGCAGCCGGCUUUGGAUCUUUUCGACCUGGACGAAGAGUUUGCCCCUGAUAAAGUGCGGUUGAGCCAGUUGACCAACAAAUGUAAGGCAGAGGAUGUUCACUUUUACAUUCUUCAGGCGUCGGAGAUCCUUGGUGUCACGAAGAAAUUACGGAGUCCACGAAACCGCGACCCUCGUGCACUUUUAGACCACGUGUUCCGUCAUGUGAUGCAGUAUAAGAUGAGUACAGCAGGCCCGAGGAAUUCAUCAGCCAGUGGGUUAGAUGGGAUGAACGCGGAUACGAAUGCUGCGGCUGCGGCUGCGGCUGGAAGUAUGAUGAGAGUCAUUCGGGUGCUAACCAAUGAGAAUGGAAAUAAGGAUGCAACACCCUUCGAUAACAACGUCCCGUGGAUGCUGGAAAUCCGGGCGGACUUUGGUAGCGGUGACAUUACAGGAAAACUGACACUACAGGAGUCGUCCGACCAAUUCCCCGCCCAGGAAGCCCUCCUUGAAGGAACCAUCAGGCCCCCUGGUGAGAGGGAAUACCCAAUGGAGUACGGCACGGCGCUGCGUGGUGCGGCGGGUGAGCAGGUAUUCUUUGUGUUCCUUGCUAUACUUCAGGGAAAUUCACUGCGCGGUGUAUGUGAAGUAGCAGGAGGUGUUAACAAUUCGCGCCAUUUCGUCUAUGAAAUUGAGGAGCUUUGA